AUGGAACUGUCCGAUAUCUUCCAGAAUGUCAUUAUCGGUAUCUACAUGAUCGUUUUUGGACUUGCUAUUGCUUUACUGGAAUUCCAAGUCCCUCCCCAAGUUUCGCGAUACGCCAACUUCCUCUUCUCCUUCAUUGGUCGUGGUGUUUUCUACAUCCUCAUCGGAGGCCUUCUCCUCGGCGACAAGACCAUUGCCAACAUUGCUGGUGGUAUCGUCGGUAUCGCCGGAAUUGGUUACGUUGGCCUCGAGUUCGUCCCCCUGAUCGAACCCCCGAGCAGCAUGCGAGAGGCCGAUUCUGGCUGGGGCGCCGAGCAAGUCUAA
Trichoderma gamsii is the source of this 321-nucleotide messenger RNA. RefSeq lists its product as hypothetical. Gene Ontology annotation, cellular component: Golgi membrane. NCBI's taxonomy places the organism in Eukaryota, Fungi, Ascomycota, Sordariomycetes, Hypocreales, Hypocreaceae. Bases 1 to 321 code for a protein of 106 amino acids. The transcript is spliced from 4 exons. The record is from RefSeq and is a predicted model, not a curated record. Gene Ontology annotation, biological process: vesicle-mediated transport.